CUGAACUGAACAAGCAUCAUGCUCUGCUUCUUCUUCUUGGUGAAUUAUUUGUCGAGCGCAGCAUGCUCAGAGCUGCUGAGUCGUCACAGAAGGUCUUGGAUCAUCGACUCGUUCACCAUAGAGGAGGGGCAUCCCGGGCCCUUCCCUUAUGUGCUGGGAAAGAUAACUAUUGAUCGGGACUAUCGAGUGAGGUUUGAUCUGUAUGGGGAAGGAAUGGACGAGGAGCCGAAGGGAGUCCUCACCAUUGAUAAAGAAUCUGGCACCUUGUACGUCAACAGGGCCGUGGACUACGAGGAGAAGACAGUGCUGAAGCUGAGAUUUGAGGCAAUGAAGACAGAUUCGUUGAUUGACACCAAAUUAGGAGUUGAAAUUGGAAUAUCAGACAUCAACGACAAUCCACCUCGCUUUCAGAGGGAUCUGUUUGAAAUCAGCGUUGAUGAGGACGCAACACAAGGCUGUCAUGUUCAGACUAUGGUAGCCUACGACAAAGACGAGAGAGGGACGCCAAACUCAACGUUCCACUAUGAAAUGAAGUCUGUGUCUCCAAACCAUCCGGACACUGAGUUCACUAUUGAUUCUGAGUCUGGGACAAUGUCCUUCAAAGGGUGUUUGGAUCACGAGGUGGCUGAGAUGUUCACAGUGGUGGUGGAGGCCAAGGACCACGGUGACGUAGUCAGUCUGUCCAGCUCAAGCACUGUUAUCAUCCACGUCCAGGACGGCAACAACCACCUCCCAGCCAUCAGUGGACAAACAGGCUCUGGGAAAGUAAAAGAACAUGAAAUCGGUACGUCUCCUCUGCGGCUGCAUACGACAGACAAAGACACGCCAAACAGCGCGGCAUGGAGAGCUAAAUACACCAUUCAGGGCGACGAGGGAGCGCACUUCAAAAUAGAAACAGACCCAGACACCAACGAUGGGAUCCUGACGGUUGUAAAACCGUUAGACUUUGAGGAGGAGGCCCUGAGGGAGUUGACCAUCUCAGUGGAAAAUGAGGCGCCAUAUUUCUCCUGUAAAGUGAAGGAGAGGCCGCCAUCAGGCCUCUGGAAAGUUGAAACCAGUAAAGGUGACGUUCCUCCGCCGGACACUGUAAAAGUUAGCAUUGAAGUGGAGGAUGUCAACGACCCCCCGGUGUUUAGUGUGAGUGUGAAAGAGGUCGUGUUGGAGGAAAACGCACCCAUCGGGACGUGGGUGGAGAAAGUGACCGCCGUGGAUCCUGACUCUAGUCACGCAAGAGAUUUUGUGUACAAGGUAGGAAGCGAUCCUGCUGGCUGGGUGACGGUGGAUCCUCAAACAGGAGACAUCACAACAGUCGGGACACCAGAUAGAGAAUCUCCUCAUGUCAGCGACGGCCUCUACACCAUCUUACUGCAUGCUGUGGAUGAUGGAGUGCCAUCCAUGACAGGCACAGCCACUUUGAACAUCCAUGUGACUGACCAGAACGACAACGUGCCUCAGCCAACAGUGGGCUUUGUGGAUGUGUGUGUGUCCGACGGCCCCUCCACCACCAACAUCUCAGCCUUUGACCUGGAUGAUCAUCCCUACGCGGGGCCUUUCACAUUUGAACUGCUGGGUGACGUCAAAGGAAAAUGGAAGCUGAAUCCCUCACAUGGGUACACAGCCGGCCUGGUGAAGGAGCCUGGUGUUUAUUCCGGACCACACACAGUUGAUGUGAAGAUCUCUGACAUGCAGGGACAGUUUGCCGUGUACAACCUCAGUGUGACCGUGUGUGACUGUAGUGUGACGCCAAACUGCAGAGACCCCCGAAGCACUGCCACAACAGCUGCUCCCGGGGCUCUGGCCAUAGUGUUUGCCUCACUACUUUUGAUCAUGUGUCUGCUUCUGAUGGCAGUGUUCAUGACCUGCAGAAAAGAGUUCGCCCCUCUGCAGCCCAGUGAUUCCUCUGGAGACACCCUCCUGCCAUCAAACAUUGAGAAUCCAGGAACAGACUGCAAGGUAGUCGUACCGGACGAUAUAGCGGUAUGGUUUACUGAGGAGACCCACAGUGACCCAUCUAAUUGGGGAGGUCAGCAUCAUGGGAUAAAACACAGCAAUUUUUCCAAGGAAAUGGAGCAAAACUUCAUCUACGAAUACUUAAGUGAUUUCAUGAGAGAAGAUAUGUCCCAUCUAUACAACGAGAACUGGAACCAGACAACUUGGAGAUCUCUAAUGGCCAAUGGCCACCAUCACACUCAUCAGCGUGAGCAAACUAGCACAAUGAACUUCCAUGCAGCUCUCCAAGCCCUGCUUCAUCAGCGGCUCUCCUCUCUCCAGGGGAAAGAGGGUGACCUGCUGGACUAUGAGCCUCACCUUUAUGCAGAGGAGGGCAACUUUGACGUUCCCUCAGAGCUGGAGAACAUCAUCCUUCCUGACAAGGAUUCAUACCAGAAAGCACUCAACAACUUGGGCCCCAAGUUCAAGCAACUGGCCUCCAUUUGCAAGCCACCACAUAUACAAAACUGAGCUUUUAUGUUUUAUAUU
Trematomus bernacchii (emerald rockcod) is the source of this 2478-nucleotide messenger RNA. It is a transcript of the gene cdh27, whose product is annotated as cadherin 27. Gene Ontology annotation, cellular component: plasma membrane; catenin complex; adherens junction. The record is from RefSeq and is a predicted model, not a curated record. Bases 19 to 2460 code for a protein of 813 amino acids. The transcript is spliced from 17 exons. Gene Ontology annotation, molecular function: calcium ion binding; cadherin binding. Lineage: Eukaryota; Metazoa; Chordata; Actinopteri; Perciformes; Nototheniidae. Gene Ontology annotation, biological process: multicellular organism development; cell-cell junction assembly; calcium-dependent cell-cell adhesion.